GAAGAAUAAACGAAAAAGAAACGAGAAAUUAAAAAUUUCACAACUGAUAUUUGAAAUUACAAUUGCUUCAGAAAAUAGUGAAUAACUACAAUAACAAUGCGUUCCCUACCAAUGUUGCUACGCAUGGCUGAGGAGCUAACACGAAUGCCACGCAUCUCGCCCUUCCAUGCCUUCUUCAACGAGCCGAUGUGGACAAGUGUUGCAGUGCCUCGCAAUUGGCAGCAAAUCGCACGCUGGCAGGAUCAGCAGUGGGCCGCCACACCCAAUGUGGGCAAAAAUGGUUACCAGGUGUCCAUCGAUGUCAGUGACUAUAAACCGAAUGAGUUGACCGUCAAAAUGCGGGACAACGCCGUCAUCAUUGAGGGUAAAUCCGAGCAGCAAGAGGGCGAACAAGGAGGCUACAUUUCACGUCACUUCCUCCGACGUUUCGCCCUGCCCGAGGGCUAUGAGGCAGACAAAGCCAUCUCCACACUCAGCUCCGAUGGCGUCCUCACUGUCAGCGUCCCCAAUCCACCAGCCAUUGAGGAGGCGCUUAAAGAACGUGUGGUUCCAAUCCAACAAACUGGACCGGCAGAAUUGAACAUCAAGCCAAAUCCACCCAUUGAGAACAAAGCCGAAACCAUCGAACCAACUAACCAGAAGGAGAAGCAAUAAGGAGCCAAUCCUACAGAGCAUGAGAUAGUUGGACUGAGUCCCUUCGUUAUUUAGUCCUCUAGUGUCGUUAUUAGUCCCUUAUGUAAAUUUACCCUUAAUUUAAAUAUCGAUUAGCUUUUACAAAAAUUUAAAAAAUAAAUAGGCGCCUAUGCAACACACCAAA
Scaptodrosophila lebanonensis is the source of this 817-nucleotide messenger RNA. Its product is annotated as heat shock protein 22. The record is from RefSeq and is a predicted model, not a curated record. The transcript has a single exon. Lineage: Eukaryota; Metazoa; Arthropoda; Insecta; Diptera; Drosophilidae. Gene Ontology annotation, biological process: response to heat; protein refolding. Gene Ontology annotation, molecular function: protein folding chaperone. The coding region runs from base 97 to 654 and encodes 185 amino acids.